Molecule: messenger RNA, 720 nt
Organism: Emiliania huxleyi CCMP1516
Lineage: Eukaryota; Haptophyta; Isochrysidales; Noelaerhabdaceae
Exons: 4
Coding region: 1-720 (239 amino acids)
Cellular component (GO): mitochondrial inner membrane
Molecular function (GO): S-adenosyl-L-methionine transmembrane transporter activity
Source: RefSeq, a predicted model, not a curated record
AUGUCAGACACAUCGGCCUCCUCUGGCCGCCUGUGGCCGCACGUGGUCAGCGGCGUCUCCGGGCGCGUGACCGCGGAGCUCUUCAUGUCGCCAAUCAACCUCCUCAAGGUGCGGCUACAGCACAACCUCCAGCUGAAGCGGCUGCCCGUGCCGGCGGCGAUGCUGCAGCUCGCGCGCGACGAGGGAGCGCUCUCGCUGUGGCGAGGGCUGCCGCCGCGGCUGAUGUGGGCGACGCCGCUCAGCGCGGCCACCUUCACCUACUACCAGGCCGCCAAGAAGGUCUCCUCGGGCGAGGCCUCCGACGGCGCCGCCGGGAAGCGCGACUCGCGGAUCGUGCUCGCCGGCCCGUUCAUGCUCGCCGCCAGCGUGGCGGUGCGGACGCCCUUCGACAUUGCGGAGCAGCGGCUGCAGCUGGAGCCACCGGCGACGGGCGCCGACGCCGCGCGCCGCCCGAGCGCCUUUCGUCGCGCGCUGAGCGUCCGCAUGCAGACCAAGAUCUACGCGACGGCGGCCGACCCCCACCCGUCGAUGCCGGCAGCGGGCUGGCGCGUCCUCUUCCGAGGCAACCGCCCGCCCCCGCGCACUGGGCCUGGCACUUUCAAUGCCGCUAAGGUCUUCGGACGUACUCUCGCGCGGGUCGCGUCCAACGCGCCGUCGGGCGCCAUCAUGUUUACCGUGUACGAGGCGGGGCACAGGUGGAUCGAGGCGAGGCUGGGGUAG